Euleptes europaea (tarantolino) is the source of this 1461-nucleotide messenger RNA. It is a transcript of the gene IFT46, whose product is annotated as intraflagellar transport 46. Gene Ontology annotation, biological process: cilium assembly; intraciliary transport. Bases 1 to 1461 code for a protein of 486 amino acids. Gene Ontology annotation, cellular component: motile cilium; intraciliary transport particle B; centrosome. The record is from RefSeq and is a predicted model, not a curated record. NCBI's taxonomy places the organism in Eukaryota, Metazoa, Chordata, Lepidosauria, Squamata, Sphaerodactylidae. The transcript has 11 exons.
AUGGCGGCGGCGGCGGCGGCAGCUCCGAGUCCGCGCGGCUCCCUCUCUCCGUCCCUCCCGCUGCGCUCCGCUGCCGAGGCUGCCACACAAGAUGGCGGCCCCGAGCCACGUCCGCCAAGCGGAAGCGACGUCACGACGCACGCGAGGCGACGUGGCCCGACCGACUCUCUCGCGAGGGGAGCAGCGCCGGCCCCCCCGCCCGCCGCGGCCCCCCCCCCCGCCGCCGCCGCCGCCGCGGCGCUGGCGCUGCAGACGAGGCUGGUGGAGAACCAGCCCUACGACGAGAGCCUCGACGUCACCGAGCCCGAGGACGUGGCCAGCCUCUACGCCCCCAGCCCCGCCCGCCCAGGGCCCCGCCCGCCCCGAGGCCGACAGCAGCACAAGGCCGUGGCCGCCGACCGCAGCAGCGAGGAGGAGGAGGAGGACGAGGAGGAAGAGGACGAGGAAGACGAGGAGGAGGAGGAGGAGAGGGGGGUCGGCGAGGGGGGGCGCCUGAAGGCGGGGGGCGGCCUGGCCCUGGGCCCCGUCCCGGCCCUGCCCCCGCCCGCCGCCCAGGGCGCCCCCGCCGGCCCCCCGCACGGCGGCGGCAAGAAGAAGGGGGCGUCGUCGGCGUCUUCAGGCCCCCAGCGCCGCUUCGGCGAGAACGAGGUGGAGGAUGAGGACGAGGACUCCUCGGAGACAGACUCGGAGGACGACGAUGAGGACGAGGAGCACGGAGCGCCCUUGGAGGGGGCCUACAACCCCGCGGAGUACGACUGCCUGCCCGUCUCUCUGGAGAUCAAGGACCUGUUCCAGUACAUCCGCAGGUAUUCUCCGCAGAUGAUUGACCUGGAGCACAAGCUGAGGCCGUUCAUCCCGGACUUCAUCCCUGCAGUAGGGGACAUCGACGCCUUCUUAAAGGUUCCCCGCCCAGAUGGGAAGCCAGAUAACCUGGGUUUGUUGGUGCUAGAUGAACCGUCGACUAAGCAGUCAGACCCUACGGUGCUUUCCCUCUGGCUGACGGAAAACUCCAAGCAGCACAACGUGGCUCAGCAGGUAAAAGUGAAGAGCCUGGAGAAUGCCGAGAAGAACCCCAAAGCCAUUGACAGCUGGAUCGAGAGCAUCAGUGAACUCCAUCGCUGCAAGCCUCCAGCCUCUGUCCAUUAUGCCAGGCCCAUGCCUGACAUAGACACACUGAUGCAGGAGUGGUCUCCUGAGUUUGAAGAACUGCUAGGGAAGGUGAGCCUUCCGACAGCAGACAUCAGCUGCAGCCUUGCCGAGUACACGGACAUGAUAUGUGCAAUUCUGGACAUUCCUGUCUACAAGAGCCGCAUCCAAUCCCUGCAUACGCUGUUCUCACUGUACUCCGAGUUCAAGAACUCCCAGCACUUCAAGGCCCCAGCAGAGAACAAGAAGGCAACAAGCCCUCCCUCCAACUCUGCUUCACUAGCUGGAGAGACGGACAUACUGAAUUUCCCCUAA